CAUUAAGCCGAAUGGACGCGGUGGUGCCUGCGAUGUCGGAGGCGGGGAAUCUACGUAGCCCCGCGACAAGCUAAAGCUCGAAAACAUUCAGACUCACUCACACUUCAGCAAUUGCACGACACAAUAAUGCCUUCCUUCAACAUUGUAGUACUUGGUGGUGACGGUGUCGGACCUGAGGUUAUUGCAGAGGGGAUCAAGGUCCUGAAGGUCAUCGAGAAGCACACGGACGUGUCCUUCAAUUUCCAGGAGCACCUGUUCGGUGGUUGCUCAAUCGACGCCCACAACAACCCCCUGACCGACGAGACGCUCGAGGCCGCGAAGAAGGCCCAUGCCAUCAUCCUCGGUGCUGUCGGCGGCCCGAAAUGGGGCACCGGCAAGGUCCGCCCUGAGCAGGGCAUCCUGAGGCUGCGCAAGGAGCUCGGCACAUUCGGUAACCUGCGCCCCUGCUUCUUUGCCUCGGACUCGCUCGUCGAGCAGUCGCCGCUCAAGGCCGACAACGUGCGCGGCGUCAACUUCAACAUCAUCCGCGAGCUGACCGGCGGCAUCUACUUUGGCGACCGGAAAGAGGACGAGGGCGAUGGCAAGGCCAUGGACACGGAGCCCUACAGCGUCGAGGAGAUUGAGCGCGUCGUGCGCCUGGCCGGCAACCUCGCGUCUGUGGAGGAGCCGCCUGUCCCCGUGUGGAGUCUGGACAAGGCCAACGUGCUCGCGACAUCGCGGCUGUGGCGCAAGACGUUCGAGCGCAUCAUGAAGGAGGAGUACCCGCACCUGAAGUCCGGCACCCACCUGAUUGACUCGGCGGCCAUGCUCAUGAUCAAGAACCCGCGCGCGCUGAACGGUGUUGUAGUCACCAGCAACCUGUUCGGCGACAUCAUCUCCGACGAGGCCAGCGUCAUCCCCGGCAGCCUGGGUCUGCUGCCCAGUGCCAGUCUGGGCGGCAUUCCCGACGGCAAGACGCUGCUGAACGGCAUCUACGAGCCCAUUCACGGCUCCGCACCCGACAUCGCCGGCCAGGGCAUCGUCAACCCGGUCGCGACCAUUCUGUCGAUGAGCAUGAUGUUCAAGUACUCGCUGUGCCUGCCCGAGUACGCGGCGAAGAUCGACGAGGCGACUAAGAUCGCCAUCGACAACAACAUCCGCACAAAAGAUAUUGGCGGCUCGUCGACGACAUCACAGGUUGGUGACGCGAUUGCCGCUGAGCUCGAGAAGCUCCUCAAGUAAAAGUUAGCACAUAAUAUCAUUGAUACCAUCUGGCCCAUGUUUGGAUUGAGUUUUGUAGAUGUAGUGUAGUGCAGUGGGUCUUGCAGUGUACAAUUAUAUUCAGACUAGAGAGUCUUAUCUACCUAAUCGAACUCCACAAAGGACGCGAUACAACCACAUGCCCCUCUUCGCCAACCCAGAUGUCGUUGGACUUGCCGAUCCCUGGCCAUCAGCAUUCAAAGGCCUGCGCCUGGGCAGCUGAAUCUCAGCCCUAUACCAUGGCGUUGUCGGCAAGCGCAUCCACUUG
This is a messenger RNA of Boeremia exigua, 1507 nucleotides long. Its product is annotated as beta-IPM dehydrogenase-like protein. Gene Ontology annotation, biological process: L-leucine biosynthetic process. Bases 127 to 1221 code for a protein of 364 amino acids. Gene Ontology annotation, cellular component: cytosol. Gene Ontology annotation, molecular function: magnesium ion binding; NAD binding; 3-isopropylmalate dehydrogenase activity. The record is from RefSeq and is a predicted model, not a curated record. NCBI's taxonomy places the organism in Eukaryota, Fungi, Ascomycota, Dothideomycetes, Pleosporales, Didymellaceae. The transcript is spliced from 8 exons.